AUGCAAUGGCACGGGAAGAACUUCUUCAAUGGACGGCUCCGGCGACUCUGCGUCCUGCUGGGGAGAUGCUGGGUCUGGAUGUGCCUCCGAUUGCUGUUGCUAGUGGGACCGUGGAGGUACUGCUGGGCUUGUGAGGACUUGGAUGUUCUAAGGCCCUAUUACCCAGAGAUGGACGUGCAGUUCGACGGCCUUCUACCUUUGCCCAUUUGCUUGAACAAGCUCCCAACACGCGUUCCCUAUGUUGUCGUACCGCUGGUCCACCUGGUGCUGUGGCUGACGGAUUUGUUGAUGGUGCCCUUGUACCUUGAGAAGAAGCCAGGCUCCGUAGGACCGUUUCGCGUCCUUCGGCCCCUGCUCACGUCAUCGCGCUCGGUGCUGGAUGAGAGCCUUCGACUUCAACCCUGGCAGGCUGCGACAGUGAUGGCCCGGUCUCAUGCGGAUAGCAUCAUACAGCGCACAAAAGCACCAGUGGCAGUGAAGUACCUUCUCAUUGCCCACUACUUGUUGCUCUGCGGCUUCUACUUCUUUGCAUGGGUGUGGGUCGGGGCCUUUGUCCUUGUAAAGUUAGUGCUCUUCUCUGGUAUGCUUCGCUUCCUCUUCUUCGGCCUCUUAUUUUUUGGUUUUUUCGUGGUGGCGGGUGCUUGCCCUGUAGCCAUGGUGAAAGCCGUCUCUCAUUGUGCAGCAAAGAGGCGGGAACCCCCCUCUAGCAUGACGGAGAUCCGGGCAUACCAUGGGACGACAAUCGAGAAUGCAGAGAGUAUUCGGAAGCAGGGAUUCCGCGCGUCAAGCACCGGCAUGCUUGGACGCGGUGUUUAUGUUUCCCGGGACAUUAACAAGGUCUUGGCAUAUGGAGGCCACAACGGCGUUAUCCUCGAGCUUCGGGUGGUUCUGGGCCGGGUCUGCGUUGUGGACCACCAGGGCCACGAGUAUCAGCGGCUGUGGCAUGGCUCGUACGAUACCGCUUGGGUUCCCGCGAAGUGUGGCAUGGUGGGCUCUGGCGUAGAGGAGGGGUGUAUUGCCAAUCCAGAGUGCGUGAAGCUUGUCCGAGUCUGGCAGAAACAUCCUUCUCAUCUCAUGGUCCUUAUGGUCUACGAGCUUCUGAGGCUGGCUUUGGAUGCCUGCAUGUACUGCGGGCAACUUUGCAAGAUUCCGAGAGGGGGAGAGUCCCAGCCCGAGCUGAAUCAGCCGAUGCCACGGCCCGACCUCGAAGUCAUGAUGCCAAGGAUGGCUCCGCCUCGCCACACGACCUGUUUGGACAUGGAGCAUUUCAAGAGUUUCACACACACGACCGUGCCCCCACCGCUGUUUCACAAGAUCAAGCGGGGUUAG
Symbiodinium necroappetens is the source of this 1329-nucleotide messenger RNA. The record is from the annotation of a GenBank genome assembly. NCBI's taxonomy places the organism in Eukaryota, Dinophyceae, Suessiales, Symbiodiniaceae.